Molecule: messenger RNA, 2219 nt
Organism: Antechinus flavipes (yellow-footed antechinus)
Lineage: Eukaryota; Metazoa; Chordata; Mammalia; Dasyuromorphia; Dasyuridae
Gene: KCNH6
Product: potassium voltage-gated channel subfamily H member 6
Exons: 9
Coding region: 1-2217 (738 amino acids)
Biological process (GO): regulation of heart rate by cardiac conduction; potassium ion transmembrane transport; membrane repolarization during action potential
Cellular component (GO): membrane
Molecular function (GO): inward rectifier potassium channel activity
Source: RefSeq, a predicted model, not a curated record
AUGCCGAUUCGCAGGGGGCAUGUGGCGCCCCAGAACACUUACCUGGACACAAUCAUUCGAAAAUUCGAGGGUCAGAGCCGAAAGUUCCUGAUCGCCAAUGCUCAGAUUGAGAACUGCGCCAUCAUUUAUUGCAAUGAUGGGUUUUGCCAGCUCUUCGGCUACUCCCGAAUGGAGGUGAUGCAGCGACCCUGUACCUGUGACUUCCUCACUGGCCCUGAUACUCCACCAAGUGCUGUGUCCCAAUUGGCCCAGGCUCUACUGGGUGCUGAGGAAAGAAAGCUGGAGAUCCUCUAUUACAGAAAGGAUGCUUCAUGCUUUCGUUGCCUGGUGGAUGUGGUUCCCAUAAAGAAUGAAGAAGGAAACGUCAUCAUGUACAUUCUCAACUUUGAGGACCUGGCGCAGCUCCUGGCCAAGCGCAGUAGCCGAAGUCUGACCCAGCAUCUAUUGUCCCAAGGCUUCCUAAACUCUGAAUGCUCCAGGGGCAAGCUAGGUGAGCAAAGUUCUGCAUCUGAUGCGGACCAAGUCAAAUAUCGUACCAUCAGCCAGAUUCCCCAGUUCACACUCAACUUUGUGGAGUUCAACCUGGAAAAGCAUCCAUCUAGUUCUACCACUGAGAUCGAGAUCAUCGCCCCACACAAAGUGGUGGAACGUACCCAGAAUGUCACAGAGAAAGUCACUCAGGUCUUGUCCCUGGGUGCAGACGUACUUCCUGAGUACAAGCUGCAGGCUCCUCGAAUUCACCGAUGGACCAUCCUACAUUAUAGUCCCUUUAAGGCUGUGUGGGACUGGCUGAUCCUUCUUUUGGUUAUCUACACAGCUGUCUUCACCCCUUAUUCAGCUGCCUUCCUACUCAAUGAUCAAGAGGAGACUAGAUACUGGAACUGUGGCUACUCUUGUAAUCCCCUCACCGUGGUGGAGCUCCUCGUGGAUAUUAUGUUCAUUGUGGACAUUAUUAUCAACUUCCGAACCACUUACGUCAAUUCCAAUGAUGAAGUGGUUAGCCAUCCGGGCAAGAUUGCUGUGCACUAUUUCAAGGGCUGGUUUCUCAUUGACAUGGUGGCUGCAAUUCCCUUUGAUCUUCUCAUCUUCCACACUGGUUCUGAUGAGACCACCACCCUGAUCGGACUUCUAAAGACCGCCCGGCUGCUGCGAUUGGUGCGAGUGGCCCGAAAGCUGGACCGCUACUCAGAGUACGGCGCAGCCGUGCUCUUCCUCCUCAUGUGCACCUUCGCCCUCAUCGCCCACUGGCUGGCCUGCAUCUGGUAUGCCAUCGGCAACGUGGAGCGCCCCUACCUGGAGCACAAGAUCGGGUGGCUAGACAACCUGGGCGACCAGAUCGGCAAGCGCUACAAUGACAGUGACCUCGGUUCGGGCCCCUCCAUCAAAGACAAGUAUGUCACUGCCCUCUACUUCACCUUCAGCAGUCUCACCAGCGUGGGUUUCGGCAACGUGUCCCCCAAUACCAACCCCGAGAAGAUCUUCUCCAUCUGCGUGAUGCUCAUUGGCUCCCUCAUGUAUGCCAGUAUCUUUGGCAACGUGUCUGCCAUCAUCCAGAGGCUCUACUCAGGAACUGCUCGUUAUCACACCCAGAUGCUUCGGGUCAAGGAGUUCAUCCGAUUCCAUCAGAUUCCCAACCCACUACGUCAGCGCCUUGAGGAAUAUUUUCAGCAUGCUUGGUCCUACACAAAUGGGAUCGAUAUGAAUGCGGUGCUGAAGGGCUUUCCUGAGUGUUUGCAGGCUGACAUCUGCUUGCAUCUGAACCGCACUCUGUUGCAACACUGCCAGGCUUUCCAGGGUGCCAGCAAGGGCUGCCUUCGUGCCUUGGCCAUGAGAUUCAAGACCACACAUGCACCUCCAGGGGAUACGUUGGUGCAUUAUGGGGACGUGCUGACCACACUCUACUUCAUUUCCAGAGGCUCCAUUGAGAUUCUGCGUGAGGACAUUGUUGUGGCCAUUCUAGGGAAGAAUGACAUUUUCGGGGAGCCCAUCAGCCUCAAGAGCCGGCCAGGCAAGUCCAAUGCAGAUGUGCGGGCACUGACCUACUGUGACUUGCACAAGAUCCAACGCGAAGACUUGCUGGAGGUCCUAGAAUUGUACCCUGCCUUCUCUGAAAGCUUUUGGAGCAAACUGGAGAUCACCUUCAAUCUUCAUGAUGUGAGUCAAAAAAAGGAACUCGCUCAAGAGAUGUACCACAGGGCAGGAGCAUUAAGAGAGUAGGU